CAGUCCGCGCCGGCCGGGGCCGCGAGCGCUAACGGCAGCCUCCUACUCUGCGCGCGCGCCCGGCCGCCGGGGACGGGGGGGAGGGGGAGCCGCUGCGGGAGCCACCGCUGCACGCGAGGCCCGCUCUUCCCCCGCCCUCCCGCCCACUCCCCACGCGCGCACCCGCCGGGAACGUUGCCCCUGCGCGCGCCUCUCCCGCGCCGGCAGGGCCGCGGCAGCAUGAACGGCUCCCCGUGAACGCCGGCCGCGACCUCCCGCUACCGGCCGGGCCCCGACCCGCAGCCGGGCCCCGUCGGAUGCUCGCGCCCCUCCCGCGCCGAGGAUGCUGAAGAUGAAGCUGCCCCUGAAGCAGACGAGCCACAAGGCAGCAGCGGCAGCGGCGGCGGAAGAGGCGGCAGCGGCCGCCGCGGGGCUGGGGCUGAAGGAGCCUGGCGGUGCCCUGGACUGUCACCUCCAGCUGCAGCAGGUGCCCCGGGCGCCCGCCCGCGGGGGCGCCGCAGCGGGGAGGGGGUGCGGGCUGGAGAGGCCGAGCCAGCUGCACGGCCUGGGGCCGGGACCUGGGCCUGGCCCCCCGCCCCCCGCCUCCGCGCCGGCCGGCGGCGGGCCCGGCUCGGCGGCGGCCCGCACUGACAAGGAGACGGUGUACGAGUGGUUCGGGCUGGUGCUGGGCUCGGCGCAGCGGCUGGAGUUCAUGGUGGGACUGCUAGACCUGUGCAACCCGCUGGAGCUGCGGUUCCUGGGCUCCUGCCUGGAAGACCUGGCCCGCAAGGACUACCACUGCCUCCGCGACUCGGAGGCGAAGGCGAACGGGCUCAGCGACCCCGGGCAGCUCGGCGACUUCCGCGACCCAGCCGUGCGCUCCAAGCUCAUCGUUUACCUGGCCCUGCUGGGCUCCGAGAAUCGCGAGGCCGCCGGCCGCCUCCACCGCCUCCUGCCCCAGGUGGACUCCAUACUGCAGAGCUGGCCGGCACGACGGCCUCAGGCGGGCGCCGCCGAGGAGGAGGGGGCCGAGGAGGAGGAGGAGGACGUGGUGAUGGUGAUGGACGGAGCCGGGGAAAACGGGCAGGCCGGCCUCCCUGCCGCACAGGGCCUGGGCUUCGGCGCACAAGAGGAGUUGCUCCUGCUCUUCACUAUGGCCUCGCUCCACCCGGCCUUUUCUUUCCACCAGCGGGUCACCCUGCGGGAGCAUCUGGAGCGGCUAAGGAGGGCCUUGUGCGGGGACCAGGAAGAGGAGGGCUUCGGCCGCCACCAAGCCCAGAAUGACUUUUCGCAUAGUGAGUGCAUGUCAAGUAAUGAGACCAGUUUGCUAGAACGAACCACGGCACCUCACGAUGGACUGCCAAUGGCUUCCCAUAGACCUCAGCGAGAAGCUGUACACAUUGAGAAGAUAACCCUGAAAGGAGUACCAAGGAAAAGGGCUGACAAACAUUUGGAGUACACAUUUAAAGUAACCUGGUCUGAUCUGUCGGUAACGUGUGUAACAAAAACACAUCAGGAGCUUCAGGAAUUCCUGCUAAAACUCCCAAAGGAACCAUCUUCUGAAGCAUUUGACAAGACUAUUUUAAGAGCACUAAAUCAGGGGUUUCAGAAGAGGGAAGAACGAAGGCAUGCUGAUCUUGAGCCCAUAAUCAGGCAGCUAUUUUCCAAUACAUCGCAAGCUUUUCUGCAGAAUCAGAGAGUAUACAACUUCUUCCAAUCAAUUUCAUCAGAAUCUUUGCACACUCACAGUAACUUACAACCCUCUUUGAAGACGGUUAAGGCACCAGAACACUUCAAGGAGGACAGUUCAGAAGCUUCAAGUCAGGAGGAAGAUGUAAUGCAACACACAGCAGUUCACAAGAAACAUAAUGGAAAAAGUCCUGUUGCCAAUAGCACUAGCAGUGCAAAAUGUUCUUCACUGGAUAGCCUUAACAUACAGCACUCUGAGCAAAAUGGGGUAAUGGACUGGAGAAGAAAAAGCUGUAUUAUCCAGCAGCACCCAGAGCACUGUACAAACCUACUUGACCAGCAUACAGUGGAAAAACGAAGUCUGUCUACAGUAAGCAAGAAGAAAGGAAAGCCACAGCUGGAAAAGGAAAAAGCAAAGAAAACUGACUGCCGGUUGAAUAACAGGACUAAUGGAAUUAGAGUUGCAGCAUCACAGCACAUCCGUACAGGAACAGCAAAAGAUCUGAAUUUGGAUGCUGGAUCCGGUCAUGAUACGUGUGGAGAGACAUCAUCUGAAAGUUACAGUUCUCCUUCAAGUCCACGACAUGAUGGGAGGGAAAGCUUUGAUAGUGAAGAAGAAAAAGACAGAGGUUGUAUUUAUGAUACAGACAGCAAUUCUGAGGACUCUGGGAAUCAAAAUACAACCAGGUUUACAGGCUACAGUGCUGUCAAUUCAUCAAAUGUGAACAAAUCAUCUGCUCAGAUCUCUUCAGUGAAUAAUGAAAAUGGAAGCCUUUCAGAAGAUCCUUUGAAUGCAAAGUUUCAGCAUAUUUCCUUCAUGCCUGCCUUACACUGUGUGAUGCACAGCGCUGCCCAAAAGCCUGAAGCAGUUGUCCCACCACCCAUAUCAGCAGAUGGUAAAACGAUGGGAAUGCUUGUUACCACGCCUGUUGCUGUCUCCCCAGUGAGGGAGUCUGCAAAUUCACCUCCUGGUGGAAUGGGCCCAGUAACCUCUGGUGAACCUGAGAAGCGCCUUGAGCUGAUGGCUUCCCCUUUGCCAGUCCCAUCCACUUUCCUUCCACAUUCUGUCCAGCCUGGUAGCCCUGCUUUGCAUUUGGCAAUACACAGAUUGAAAAUGCCCUCUCCACAGGGGUCAUCAGAAAGUUGCACAGUUAAUGGACCACAGCAGCCAACAGGAAACUUAAGUAUUGGAUCACCAAAUACUGCCUUUAUCCCAGUCCACAAUCCAGGUAGUUUCCCAGGAUCCCCGGUUCCUACUACAGAUCCCAUCACAAAACCUGCAGCCCAGGUGGUAGGACUGAAUCAAAUGGUGCCUCACAUUGAGGGAAACCCAGGAGCAAUCCCUCAGCCUACCAAUCUAAAGGUAGUUCUUCCAGCCGCUGGUCUCUCCACAGCAGCACCACCACCUCCACCAGCUUCAUAUGCUUUGCCAGGCAGUCCUCAUGCUACCAGUGUGUUGCCCAACCAGAAUACAAAUGUGCUAAACACUGUAGCAACUUCCUCACCACCUCAGUCUGCUGGUUUAGGUGUUGGUCAGGUCCAGUCCACUGUUCCUCCUGCAAUACCUACACAUACGCCAGGCCCUGCCCCUAGCCCGAGCCCUGCUCUAACACACAGCACUGCACAGAGUGACAGCACAUCCUACAUAAACGCUGUUGGAAAUAAUAACACUAACGGGACAAUGUUACCUCCACAGCAGUUGGGAUCUGGUCCCUGUGGUUCUUGUGGACGUAGGUGUAGCUGUGGGACCAAUGGAAGCCUUCAGAUAAAUAGCUAUUUUUAUCAUAACCCACUUCAUGGACAAGUCUACAGAGUUCCAUCUUUCUUCACUCUGCCAUCACUUUGCAAUGGCAGCUACCUCAAUCAAGCACAUCAAAGCAAUGGAACACAACUUCCUUUCUUCCUGCCUCAGUCUCCAUAUGCAAAUGGGCUUAUGCAUGACCCAGUGAUGGGGAGCCAAGCCAACUAUGGUAUGCAGCAGAUGGCAGGAUUUGGGAGGUUCUAUCCUGUAUAUCCAGCACCUAACGUAGUUGCCAACACAAAUGGGUCGGGACCCAAGAAGAAUGGGAACGUUUCAUGUUACAAUUGUGGUGUAAGUGGACACUAUGCGCAGGACUGUAAGCAGUCAUCCAUGGAGGCCAGUCAACAAGGCACUUACAGACUGAGAUACGCACCUCCCCCUCCCCCUUCCAAUGAUACCUUGGAUUCUGCAGACUGAAACAAGUAAACAUUGCCUACUUAAACUGAAGCUUGGGAAAUUGGGGGAAGGUGUGUGUGGGAGCGGGGGGGGAGGGGGGUCGGUCUUGUGUUUUGGGACAUUCCCGGUUUUAUAUUCUUUUGGAGUUUUUCAUUGCUUUUGCACCUCUGUUCCGUACAAAAGAAGAAAGCUGAGUCCCUGGUCUCCUCCUGGUUCUACAAAAGGCUUGCGUAAUGCAUGUAAUUCAAACACACAGCCAAACAAUCAGAAAGAGCAUUCGAACCAUGCUUUUGCACUGAAGACUUGAGACAUGUGCAAUGUUUACUGCAUUUUUUAUUAAAAACAAAAAAGUCCUCUGACCUCUGAGAUCACUGGUAGAGCAGCCAUAUGGUGAAAGAAGAAGCUUGGUCAUGUUCCCCACCACAAUCUUCUUCCCUCCCUCCCUCUUCUCCUUAUGCUGCUGUUUUGUUUUCUUCCCCUGUUUGUCCACAUGAAUUUGCUGGACUUGCAUGAGUGUUUAGCAGUUCAUACAGACCCUGCCCGUACUCUGAAUUAAUGCUCAUGAAUUGAGGGGAGAUGUUCAAGCGCCCUGUCAGGAGAGUCCAAAGGAACACACAAUACUGUAUGUGUACUAUAUCUGUUAAUAAUACAUAUACACAGCUCUUGAGAGUCCCAAAUACAUGAAACCACAUAGAGCAGGAAGGGGCUGAAACUGUGUGGACUGGAACAGAUUUAGAAAAAUGAACGAGCGUAAAUUGACAGAUUUUUCCUCCAUUGUAGCCUGUAUGUUCAGCAUCAAAGGUGAAAACAAAACCUGGUAUGAAUGUUGUACUCAGUGUGUUUGCAUUUGUAAUGAAAGUUGACAGCAUUUUUUUCCUUUUUUAAAGCUAUUCUACAUCGUGUCAACUCAGAAUGAACAUUACUUGAUUGAGUAUUUUUUUCCUAAACUAUUACAGUGUUGCAUUGUACUUAGAAUGUAAAUGUUUUAUUUCAAACUGAACAAAAGCUAUGGUUUUCUACAGAAUAGUCAGGUAUUAGUAUUAGAACCUGUCUACCAAAUAGCAAAGUCACUAUUUUAUAACAAUUUACCACUAUGCGUAAUUACGGUAUAAUGUGAAAGACUGAAAUGAGUGUUCAGAUGGUAUUAAUCAUGUCAGUAUCAUGAGUAAGUAAGUUUAAUGCUGCUGUAUUUUUUAUUUUAUUUUUAAAAGCCAAUAUAUGUACUAAAUUGC
Molecule: messenger RNA, 5097 nt
Organism: Neopsephotus bourkii (Bourke's parrot)
Lineage: Eukaryota; Metazoa; Chordata; Aves; Psittaciformes; Psittacidae
Gene: ZCCHC2
Product: zinc finger CCHC-type containing 2
Exons: 14
Coding region: 323-3886 (1187 amino acids)
Molecular function (GO): nucleic acid binding; zinc ion binding; phosphatidylinositol binding
Source: RefSeq, a predicted model, not a curated record